Messenger RNA from Girardinichthys multiradiatus, 3246 nucleotides. RefSeq names its product vesicle-associated membrane protein-associated protein B-like. The record is from RefSeq and is a predicted model, not a curated record. The transcript is spliced from 6 exons. Bases 223 to 957 code for a protein of 244 amino acids. Gene Ontology annotation, molecular function: FFAT motif binding. Gene Ontology annotation, cellular component: plasma membrane; endoplasmic reticulum membrane. Lineage: Eukaryota; Metazoa; Chordata; Actinopteri; Cyprinodontiformes; Goodeidae. Gene Ontology annotation, biological process: endoplasmic reticulum membrane organization.
GUCGCCGCUGCUAGCAGGGUUAGCAGUUAGCUUCCCAGCAGCUGUCGGUGGCAGUCAGUCAGCAAGCCUGUCAGUCUGAGUGGCUGUGCUUCCUUCUAGAGAACCGCUGCGUUAUUAUCUCCAGAAACCAGCUGGUUUUCUUUCCUAAGGGUUUUUUUUUUUUUUGUGGUAUUAUAUUGUUGCCGUUGCCCUCGCCGUCACGAUAGACAGAAGUCCUGGGACAUGGCCAGAACAGAACAAGUCCUGGUGCUAGAGCCGCAACAGGAACUCAAAUUCAGAGGCCCAUUUACAGAUGUUGUCACCGCCACACUGAAGCUUACUAACCCUACAGACAGAAAUGUCUGUUUCAAAGUUAAGACAACCGCACCUCGCAGAUACUGUGUGCGUCCAAACAGCGGCAUCAUCGACGCUGGAACCUCCGUAAAUGUUUCCGUCAUGCUACAGCCGUUUGAGUACGACCCCAAUGAGAAGAGUAAACAUAAAUUUAUGGUGCAGUCCAUUGUGGCUCCCAGAGACAUGACUGACAUGGAAGGAGUUUGGAAGGAGGCCAAGCCUGAGGAGCUGAUGGAUUCAAAGUUAAGAUGUACGUUUGAGGUGCCUCUAGAAAAUGAUAAAACUCAUGAGAGUGAAAGCAACAAAACUGUGUCUCCCUCUACCUCUGUUAAGACUGAGCACUCUGCACUGCCCAAGUCAGCCAGCGCCUCACUGGACGACGGAGAGGUGAAGAAGAUCAUGGAGGAGUGCAGGCAGCUGCAGAUGGAGGUGCAGAGGCUACGAGAAGAAAACAAACAGAUCCGGGAGGACGACGGUCUGCGGAAGAGAAAGGUAGCUACGUCUCCCUCCAACACCAUGGCUAGAUCAGCUAUGAUGAAGGAUGAAGGCCUGAGCACCCGCGUCCUCGCAUUGUGCUUGCUCUUCUUUGUGAUUGGAGCCAUCAUUGGCAAGCUGGUCCUUUAGAGACACAGACAGAGCACAGUGACGGACGGGCAGAGGAAAGAAUGGAGGGAUGGACACCGUGUUUUAAAUGGCACGUACCAAUGACGGCAACGGGGAUGUCUUCUGGGUUUAUGUUGAUCUGUCUGCUUGUUUUCUUAACAUUUAAAGCUACUAGCCAGGGGCGUAUCUUCUUUCAACAACAACUGUACAAUGAUGUUAAAAACACAGCUAAGUAAAAGGAAAAAAAAAAGUAUGAAUUUCCACUUCUGGAGUUUUUUUAAGAAGUGCGACUGACGUAACGCCAGGCAAUAAGGAUUGACCAUAGAUCAGCUGGCUUUAGUUAACACUGUGGGGAACAGGCAACACAUGACAGGUUCAGGCCUCUAUUAAUCUUGAUUUCUCCCUGAGGAAUACAAAUAAGAGAAGAAAAAUUAAUUGAUGGAUGCUGCUGUUGAUGGAGAUCCAUUGUUCGCCUUCAGAGCUUAGUGGUGGUUAAUUGGUACGGAUCUGUUUAUAUUGCAGUUCAAAUUUUUCAAAUCGACUAGUUUCUGUGCAUGUUCGCCAUUCGUAAAAUGAGUCAAUGCCACAUUCUCCUCGUGUCGCCUCAGCUAGUAAUGUGUGACAUGCCGGUACUUUGGCAUUGCAUGCAGUUUUUGGAACACAUACGAAUCCAAGAGAAUCCAUAUUCACACAAGCUGUUGGCUGGCUGUAAUUUGAUUCAUUUGUUUUUUUUUUUCUUCUUCCCUCUGGUGUUUAUUAGAAUGAUAGUGGUUUGGCUGGUUUGGCAUAAUGGGGUUAAAUGGCUGAUUAUAACUGUCUGCCUGGUGAUUCAUCUCUGCUGCACUGACCGUGAUGUCGACUUCUGAUUCAGCAACUAACUGUCUCACUGCUUUUAAGAGUCUAAAUGAAUUUGUCAGCUCCAGUUCAAAGGCUCAUAUCCUUACUGGUUAAACCUAGACUGGAUCUUUUUUCCACACCGCCCUCCAACAGCUCCAUACUGCAACCGCAUGGCAACUAAUGCGUUGUGCAGCAGGAGCAGCGGGUCCUGCAGUAGUUCUGUAGACCCCAUGUUUUGCUUCCUGGCUAAUCUUGAUAUUUUGCAGUAGCUGUGCUAAUACAAGUAACUGUCACUGAAGGUUAAAUUAGGUUAAACAUAAAGGAAAGUCACAAAGGGAUGUUGUGUGAUCAGGUGACUUACGCCUGUUGUGAUGUCACCAGAAGAUGUGUUUUAUGGGAAGGGUUUUAUCAUGAAUAACUGGUCUCCAAGGGGGAUAGGAAAACCAACACUGGCAUGUUUUAUUGGUGACAAGCUAGGUCCAAAGUGAGUUUAAUGAUUUUUUUGUGCAGAAAGUCUGGCUGGUACAUUCAAGGCAGCAUAAAACAGCAAUGUGUAAACAAAGGAGGGCAGGCCCAAGUUAAACCACAAGGCUCAAUGUUUUUGUCACAGGUCUGGCUCUUUGUUUUCUUUUUUGUUUUUGUUGUUUCGUUCACUGCUUGAUCUUUUCUUUCCGUCCAUCUCUGCUUCCUAAAAGAUCUUCCCCCAACUUGCACCGAUGGCAGUUAGAAGUGUGUGGAGGUAGCUUCACGCUGGCUGAAUGUUUAAAGUCUUUCAUUGAUUCUGGAAGUUCGUCACUCGCGUGUCUUUACCUCUGUUAUCACGUUUCUUCCUCUAUUGAUGAUCUAACAGGACAGAAGAGCAAAAUGAAUUAUUCAACGACUUUUGUUCUUUUUCCUGAAUGCAAACUUUAUGUAUUGUCUUCUAAAGAGUGACGUGAAAAACCAUAUAAAAAUAUAAAUAUGUGUAUACUGUAUGUAUGAGCCAAUAGAAGCUGCGUGUAUGGAUGUUUAAGAGUUUGCCCUUUCUUACAGGGAAAAACGGGGUUGUUCACUGAAAACUAAAUCAUGAAUACAAAUCAUGCUGGUGUCUGUCCAGACCGAGAAAUCUCUUCAAUCUAAUUAAGUCUGUUGGCCAUUAGUAAAUUUAUGACCUAAUAAAGGAUUAUGAUGAUUAAUUGAAGAUGCACGGUGAUCUAUUUAAAAGAAACAAAGCAGCAAUUUAGUUUAAAACACCUACGAUCUGAUAUUUAGAAUAUGAAGAUGACCGAAACAGUUUCAAUCCACAGCAGGUCCUGCAGACUAACUAAUACAUUUACAGGAAAUAGUUUUAAAUCAGUUUUGUCCACCAUUUGUUAAUUAUGUCAGUGAUCACAGCCUUUGCUUUAUCCCUUGUAUUAUAGAAAGAAGUGAUUUUUAUAUUCAAAUAUACUGCAGGUGCAUGAAAUAACCUGGAUUAAAUUGCUGUUAUAAUUA